AUGCUGCGUACCCCGGCGACGAGCAUGCUGCGCAACAGCCUGGUGCGCAGCGCCCCUGCUGCCCGCCGCGCCGAGUCGACGGUCGCUGCCUCUGCCAGCCACGCCAUCUCGAAGCCCACCCUGGCCAACAUUGAGAAGCGUUGGGAGGGUAUGCCUCUCCAGGAGCAGGCCGACCUCUGGAUGGCCCUGCGCGAUCGCAUGAAGGGCAACUGGAAGGAGUUGACGGUUCAGGAGCAGAAGGCUGCUUACUGGAUUGCUUUCGGUCCCCACGGCCCUCGCGCUACUGACCCCCCCGGCACCGGUGCCAAGGUCUUCUGGGGCGUCAUGGCUGGCCUGGGUGCUUCGUUCGGCAUCUUUGGCUUGAUCCGCGCCUUCGCUAACCCUGCUCCUCACACCAUGAACAAGGAGUGGCAAGAGGCUGUCAACGAGAAGCUCAUUGAACAACGCGCCGACCCUCUCACCGGUAUCACCUCCGAACACUACAAGGGUCCUGGCCAGGUCCAGUCUCCUCCCAAGGGCCCUUAA
Molecule: messenger RNA, 525 nt
Organism: Emericellopsis cladophorae
Lineage: Eukaryota; Fungi; Ascomycota; Sordariomycetes; Hypocreales; Bionectriaceae
Product: Cytochrome c oxidase polypeptide-like protein
Exons: 3
Coding region: 1-525 (174 amino acids)
Biological process (GO): mitochondrial electron transport, cytochrome c to oxygen
Source: RefSeq, a predicted model, not a curated record